Molecule: messenger RNA, 1062 nt
Organism: Nematocida minor
Lineage: Eukaryota; Fungi; Microsporidia
Exons: 1
Coding region: 1-1062 (353 amino acids)
Source: RefSeq, a predicted model, not a curated record
AUGCGGGUGUAUGAGUGUAAAGUCAACGGAGAGAGAGGGCUGGUGGGUGUAAGCCGCAAAUACUUGAAAAUAGUCAGAGACAAGGAAGUAGUGGAGCUGGAUAAGAUAGGAGCAGCAGAAAUACAGAAGGACUCGCUGCUUAUCACGCUGGAGGAUAAAACGAGUCUGGUGGUCAGCGGGUUAGAGAGAGCAGAUCUGGAAAUAGUGCAGGAAACAAUAAAAGGAAAAAGAAUGAUAAGCAAAGAAGAAAUAACAGAGGCAGUGAAGAAGAACAUACAGCUGCAAAAGACGUACAAAAACAUCAACCAAUCAGAACACAAAAUAUUCUACAAGAUAUUUGGAGAGCUGCUUCUAAAAACAGUAAAGAAGGAAGAGAGCACAAAAAUAGAGCAGACCUCCAGCAGCGGAAGAGCCAAGUUUGUUAUUUCGAACAAGAUAACACUCUCUGCGUAUUUUAACAUGAACAUUUCGUUCUUAUCGUUUGUGAACUACUUCUACAGCGGAUAUUUGAUGAUGGGCUCAGAGGAGAACGAAGUAGACACAGAGAUAUUCAGAAUACUCAACAGGCCUGUCUCCUCGAUUGAAAGGGUGAAUGUUCGGUCGAUGAUCCUCCAGGACACAGCAGAAGAAACAGAAGAGAUAAAACAGAAGCCAAAGACAAUAAAGAAAGAGCAUUUAAUAAACCCUGAGCUAGUGCGGCUGCUGAACGAAAAAUUUUUAAAUUCAAAAAACAUCAAAAACACGCCAGAAGCUGCAAAAAAGAUAGAAAGGCCAGUGCUGCACCCGCCCGUGAUAAGAGUGGAGACGGUGCUUCCUCUCCGGAGAAUAGGAGUGCCCAUGGACAUCCUGCGAAGAAUGAAGGAAGUUUCCAAGCUUAUUUACAAAAACAAAAAUCUAUCAGAGGAGAUAAAAGCAGUAUCCAAUAACCUGCAGCAGUCUCUGAAAGAUGAAAUCAGAAGGAAGCUCCCAAUAGAAGAGGGAAACGCCGUUAUGAUGGCAAUUGACAGAAUAAUACCAACCAGAUUUAUACGCGAGCUGAAUAACCAAUCAUCCAAUAAAUAA